This is a messenger RNA of Phalaenopsis equestris, 2018 nucleotides long. Its product is annotated as transcription factor bHLH93-like. Lineage: Eukaryota; Viridiplantae; Streptophyta; Magnoliopsida; Asparagales; Orchidaceae. Gene Ontology annotation, cellular component: nucleus. The record is from RefSeq and is a predicted model, not a curated record. Gene Ontology annotation, molecular function: protein dimerization activity; sequence-specific DNA binding; DNA-binding transcription factor activity. Gene Ontology annotation, biological process: regulation of DNA-templated transcription. The coding region runs from base 41 to 376 and encodes 111 amino acids. The transcript is spliced from 3 exons.
GGCAGCCGGGCCGGAGCGGAGGAAGAAGAAGGUAGAGGGCAUGCCGUCUAAGAAUCUAAUGGCGGAGAGGCGAAGGCGAAAAAGGCUUAAUGAUCGGCUCUCUAUGCUUCGAUCUGUUGUUCCUAAGAUCAGCAAGAUGGACAGAACAUCGAUAUUAGGGGACACCAUUGAUUACAUGAAGGAGCUGCUUGAGAAAAUCAAGAGAUUGCAGGAGGAUACAGAAGCAGGUGUAGCGGAACAAGCCAAUCUUCUUGGCCUAUUCAAGGAGCUAAACCCUAAUGAGAUCUUAGUCAGGAACUCCCCGAAGGUCCCAAACCAUCGAAUAUGCCUCCAAGAAGAAAUAUGCCCGAGCCUACCCAAGACAAGAUACGACUAAAACUUUGUCAUCCAACAAAGAGUUGCAGAAAUUGAAGAAAUAACACAUGAAGAAGUUACCUUCCAUAGGGAUAAUUUCAACAAUGAAGAAAAACCAUGAUAUUUCGGAAUCCAAUAUUAGAGGAGGCCUAAAGAAGGAUACAUGCGUCCCUUCCAUAAGGAAACUUUUUGAGAAGAGAUCACGAGAUCAAGGUAGAUUUGCCCGAGUUUGAGGGAAGCAUGGAUCCAGAUGAAUUUAUCGAAUGGCUACAGGCAGUUGAGCGGAUUUUUGAACAAAAAAAGGUGCGUGAAAAGAGGCGGGUCAAAUUAGUUGCUAUCAAAUUAAAGAAAAAUGUCUCCCUAUGAUGGGAAAACGUACAACGACAGAGGAGACGAGAAGACAGUGAAAUAUCAGAUGAAGAAAAUCAUGCAGAAGAAAUAUCUUCCCCUAAAUUAUCGCCAAGACUUGUUUUUGAAACUCCACAAUCUAAAACGGAGAGACCUUUUAGUAAAGGAGUUCACAACUUUGUUUGACCACUCAGCUCAAGUGUGAUCUGACAAAGCCUGAGAAGAAAUCAUUAGCAAAAUAUCUUCGGGGUUUCAAGCCUAGUAUCGACAAUUUGGUGCAGCUACUGCCGUACUGGACGCUGAAGGAUGUUCAGACAUUGACAUUGAAAGAAGAAAUGGAACAGAAACAGAAGCGAAGCCAGGCAUCCAUCACCUGCCAGACACCCAAAGUUGGAGAUACCGGCAAGAGCAUGCCGCAGAGGGUUGAGAAAAUUAGUUCGGAUACGGAUAAAACCACCUCUAGUGAGAAGAAGUCGACAACAGUGUUCACUAGAAAAUGCUUCAAAUGCCACAGGUUUUGACACAUAGCCUCUAGUUGCUCGACGAGCAAAGUUGUAUCUUUUACUGAACAGGGCGCUGUGGAAGAGUUGUAUCUUUUAGCGAGGAGCAGUAAGCUGAGGAUUAGGAUGAGGAGCAUUAGCUUCCAUCAGAUGAGGGAGAAACACUUGUGAUUUGACAUAUUUUGCAGGUCGAGGUCACGAGGGAUCCGCAGUUGCUUCGCCACAUCAUUUUCUACACUCACUGCACAAUGAAUAAAAAUGUAUGUGGUUAUAUCAUUGACACUGGUAGCAGUAAGAAUAUAGGACUAAUGACUCAGAGUCAUUCCCAGUCAUAUUCACUGAGGUAGCUGAAGAUGCAAAAUAGGGUCAGCAUUGACCGACAAUGUCUAAUAGAGUUUUAAAUAGGGAGUCAUCUGCAGAACAAGGUAUGGUAUGAUGUGAUCCCCAUGAAUGCCUGCCACAUUCUGCUAGGAAAAUCAUUACAAUUUUACCGGAAGACGCAGUAUGAUGGAUUCAAAAACACGUAUUCCUUCACCAGGGAUGGCAAGCGCUUCAUUCUACUUCCUUCGAUAGCGCUCGAGGAGAUAGGAGCUCUUACUAGCAGAGUAGCGGGAUCAGUUUUAGUGACAAUUGGUUCUCUAGCAUCAUGGUCACCACCAUGCAAGAAAUUUUAGUCCCAGAAGAUCGGACCAAGAUGGAUGUGUGCUCACAAAUGCUUUGGGAGGCAGUACAGUCGACAGUGGGAUCCAGGUGUUCCCAUGAUUAAAGACAAGGGCCAGAAGCUUCAACAAGUGAGGUCGAAGCUCCUUCAACCCC